AUGAAACUAAUGAAACACUCAACGACGGCUCCUUUUGGCCAACAGCCUCCCAAUUGUAACCAGCCACUACCACCACCAAAGCGACCCAUCUUAGCAUGGGUGAAGAAGGAAGUUCUUCCGAGCUGGUCUGCAACCACUGUAACUCCCACUUUAGGCGCCGCGAGCAUCUCGAGCGCCACACUCGUCGUCAUCUCGAGUUGCGUCCUUUUCCGUGCCAGUGGUGUUCAAGGUCGUUUUCCAGAAACCAGAGAUUCCUUGAAACGACAUGUCAUCACUCAUGGACCCAGCGCGGUCAGGUCGUACGCAGCUACUGCAUCCCAAGAAGCGAAACGGGUCUCUCGGGCUUGUGUGAAGUGCACGAAGUCAAAGCAACGAUGCAACGGCCAGCAACCAUGCGAUCGAUGUCGGAAAAAACGUUCGAUCUGCGAAUACUCUAUGCCAUCCUCGGGUCGAUCGGUCCGAGGUGAAGAGACUCAAUCCCUAUCCCAUCAGUCUCCACCUCCGGCUGAGAUUGAUCUCGCUCAAGCCGAAGCAUACCAACAAGGAACUGUAGCACAUACUGGCUCCCUUGUUCCUCCUGAUGUCUCUCAGACAACGGAACUGAUGGAUUAUAUCUUUAAUCCGUUCCCGUUCAUGGCGCUCGAUAAUGUCGAUCUUAGUCUUGCCGGUUUCCCGGCGCCAUUCUUUCUGGACUCAAAUCCACAUAGUGCAGGGUUUCCAAAUGAGCAUCUACACUCACUAUCAUAUGGUACCCCAAAUAUAGCGUCAUUUGAUGAUGGAACUCGGUAUUCAAACGGAGAGCACUUCUCUGGUACUCCAAUGUUCGCCGAUCCGAAUUCGUUGCCUACCAAUUCUCAAUCCAUGGCAACAACCAAAGAAACAGCCAUUCUACCAGCAGAGCAUAAUCAGCAAAAGAGUUCCACUAGCAACAUUCCUGAGUCCACAUCUGAUGAACAAGAAAUUCUAGCGACCGAGGACUUCUGCCACGUCGAACGCGUCUCCGAAGAUGCGUACAACGCCAUCUUGAACUUCUAUCGUGAACACUGUCAGAAAUCCAACACACCACAGUUGACGCCUCCAAGUAUCCAGGUCGUCAACACAUUCAUUCAACUAUAUUUUGAACAUUUCCAUCCUGUCAUGCCCAUUAUUCAUCGCGCUUCCUUCAAACCUACGUCUGAGAAAUGGAUUCUCGUUGCGGCAAUCGCAUCCGUUGGGUGCCAGUACUCUCGCAUUCCUACUCGAUCUCAAAUGCACACCUUCUUCUGGCGUCUUCUUCAAAGUAUCAUUCUAAAUCUACCCAUGCAGCGACUUCUUCGCAACGACGAAGUCUAUGUAGCUCAAGCCGUCCUGCUGCAUAAUCUGUCGCUAUUCGACGGUUCAAAGAACACCGUCUGCACGAUGCAAUAUCAACGAAACAUUCUCAUCACGUCAUGUCGACCAUUUCUUGUGGGACACGCAUCACCGUUCACUCGGUUGUCGUCCAUAAACCUGAAAGAAAAUGGCGAAAGCUGGUCGCAGUGGAUAUUGUCAGAGUCUUGGAAACGCACUAUUUAUUACACCUGGGUGCUUGAAUGCUUCCAGUUGAUCUUGUUUGAUUUGCCUCCUUCGUUGGCGAUCUGGGAACUGAGAGUCGGGCUGCCUUGCGAUGACGAUUUAUGGAAUUGCCCCGACUCGGGUGAAUGCGAACGUCAGUUUCAAUCUCAGGAAGACCCUCCCAGCCUUGUUCAUCUCUUCAGCUCCUUCAACACCAACAACACGAUCCAAUCACUUGGAAAAACCACCAGUCUCAUCAUCAUGAUAUCACUAUUCUCUGAAGAGAAAACACUCCGCAAACAAGCUCAAUGUCUCCCGUACUCUACCUUCCUCUCAUCUGCCGAUCCUCCAUCCCAACUCAACAAUAUUCCCAACAUCUUGGCCUCCCAAUUCAAAGACCUCGAUCCAUCUCAACGCCCCGGCUCAGAUAAAUUCACCCUAUCUCCUCAACAACAGAAACUCUACCACUUCCUUUCCAUCCUCCGCCACAUUCCUCCUAACACCAUGCACGCGUCCUACGGCUGGAUGACCACAAAAGCCGAGGCCGAGAUCGCAGAUUCCCAAGUUGCCGAGCUCAUGAGGGACGCGAAACAAGCACGGGAGUCCCUAGUACACGCAGCGCAGUUAUUUCGGCUCCUUCGCGAACAGAACAUAGUGACGUUCUAUGACCCAUUCUGUCUGCUGAUCGCGACGCAGUAUAUUCGUAAAUACACACGCCAUGUACUUGAGGAGCGCGGGGAAGCAAGGUCAGAAGUAUCGGGACCCCCUUUUCGCAUUGACCGAUUGACUUCCGAAGAACAGAAGGCUUGGAUCCAGACUGGAGAUGCAGGAUCUGGUAUCCACGUCACAGGUAUCGGGGUGUUGGAGAAACCGGGUAGCUCGUCUCGGGCAUUCAAGGAGGCGGCGAGGAUUCUGAGGGGAAGUGUGGCUUGGGCGAGGAUCAGUCAGAUGAUUGCGCGCUCUUUGAUGCAGUCGCUGAGGGGGGAGAUGUUGACCAUGCCGGCUUAG
Aspergillus affinis is the source of this 2541-nucleotide messenger RNA. RefSeq names its product Zn(II)2Cys6 transcription factor. Gene Ontology annotation, cellular component: chromatin. Gene Ontology annotation, molecular function: zinc ion binding; RNA polymerase II cis-regulatory region sequence-specific DNA binding; DNA-binding transcription factor activity, RNA polymerase II-specific. Lineage: Eukaryota; Fungi; Ascomycota; Eurotiomycetes; Eurotiales; Aspergillaceae. The transcript is spliced from 5 exons. Bases 1 to 2541 code for a protein of 846 amino acids. The record is from RefSeq and is a predicted model, not a curated record. Gene Ontology annotation, biological process: DNA-templated transcription; regulation of transcription by RNA polymerase II.